Messenger RNA from Dermatophagoides pteronyssinus (European house dust mite), 1784 nucleotides. Its product is annotated as L-gulonolactone oxidase-like. Gene Ontology annotation, molecular function: D-arabinono-1,4-lactone oxidase activity; FAD binding. The record is from RefSeq and is a predicted model, not a curated record. Lineage: Eukaryota; Metazoa; Arthropoda; Arachnida; Sarcoptiformes; Pyroglyphidae. Gene Ontology annotation, cellular component: membrane.
CACAUUUUUCGCGAUGUUCCAUGUGUGUUUGUGUUUACAUUGUGAACAUUGCUGUCAUUUUCCCCAAAAACUAAACUAAAUUAAAUUAAAUUAUUCAUCAUGGAUCUCGAGCGAAUAGCCGUUGCUGGAUAUCAAUUUAAAAAUUGGUCAAAUACAUAUCAAUGUAAACCGGAAUUAUUAUUCAUACCAGAAACAUUGGAUGAAAUACGUGAAAUACUUUAUCUAGCUAAAAGUGAAAAAAAACAUAUACGUAUUGUUGGUUGUGGUAAUUCACCAUCGGAUUUAUGUUGUUCACAGGAUUAUAUGAUAUCGAUGAAAAAUUUUUCAAAUAUUCUUCAUAUUGAUCAACAAAAACGUAUUGUUACCGUUCAAGCUGGUAUUCAUCUGAAUAAAUUGAAUCGAAUACUUGAACAAAAUAAUCUUGCAUUACCAAUUCUAGGUUCAAUAUCCGAAUCAACAUUAGCUGGUGUUAUAUCGGUUGGAACGCAUGGCACCGGUUAUCAUACUGGUAUUAUAGCUGAUUACGUAAUAGCUAUGCGUUUAAUAAUACCAUCGGGUGAUAUAAUUUAUUGUACAAAAGAACCUGGUAGUGAAUAUUAUGAUAUAUUCCUAUCAACAUUAUGUGGUUUAGGUGCACUUGGUAUUAUUUUAGAAGUAACUAUUGAAUGUGAAUCAAAAUUCUAUCUUCAUCAACUAACAUAUCCAAGUCGAUUAGAUUCAAUUUUGGAACGUUUAGAUGAAAAUAUUGAAUCAUGUGAUCAUUUUCGUUUUCUUUAUUUUCCACAUACUGAUUAUGUUUCAGUUUCAAUAACGAAUAAAGUGAAUGGUGAAUUUCUUAAUCUAUCACAAUCUUCUCAACAACAAAAUGGUCAAAUGGAAUCGAUAAAUCAAUAUCGCCUGAGUUCUGAACGUAAUCAAUUUCAACGUAUUUGUGAUUGGCUAAUUAACUAUGGCGUUGGUUAUCAUUUACUUCAAUUUGUUUAUUGGUUAUCAACUUUUCAACCAUCAAUCAUACCUACUAUUAAUCGUUUAGCAUUUUGGCUACUUUAUUCUUCGAAUCAAGUUAAAAUGGACAUUAGUUAUAAAGUUUUUAAUUUCGAAUGUUUAUUUGCACAACACGUUAAUGAAUGGUCUAUUCCAAGAAACAAAACAAGCGAUGCAUUACUUGAAUUAAAAAAAACAAUCGAUCAAAAUGAUAAUGGCUGGUAUGCACAUUUUCCAAUCGAAGUUCGUUUUGUUCGUCAAUCACCAAUUUAUCUAUCACCAAGUUAUGGUCGUGAUUCUACAUAUAUUAAUAUUAUUUCAUAUCGUCCAUAUGGUAAACAUGUUGAUCAUACGGAUUAUUGGAAUUGUUAUGAAACAAUUAUGAAACGAUAUGGUGGCCGUCCACAUUGGGCUAAGAAACAUCGAGAAACAGCUGUUGAUUUGAUUCGAAUGUAUCCUAAUUUUCAUUAUUGGUCUCAUAUAAGGAAAAGAUUAGAUCCGAAUAGAUUAUUUUUUAAUUCAUAUCUUGAUCGAAUAUUUUCAACAUUUCCAACAACAGCGACAACUAUAAUGGCAGCUAAUACUAUGACUGAUAUUACUGAUGGUGAUCAUCCUCAUAAUGACGAUAAAACCGAAAUGAUCAACAAUAAUAACAAUAAAAUUGAAGAAAACGAUCAUAAAGCGAUGGAUUUAUCUGAUUCUGUACACUGAAAAAUUCUCUCUCUCUCCGUAUGUAACCUUUGCUAUUUCGGAAUUUUUCUGUUUUGUUUUCGAUGAUUCUGUUCAAUUUUAUAUCGAUA